UUUGCGAUUGUAGCAGGCGGACGGCUGCUCGUUCCCGUAUUUUGUAAAAAAAGAAUAAAAUAAGACGAAAGAUGAUAUCGAUUGCAACUCAAUAGCGUUACCAAAAUAAUUAUUUUUUGGGAUGCCCUGAAGUAUUCUGAAUUUCUUCUUUCAAGUCUACACACGGUUUGAAGAUGGCUAAAGAAAUGAUGAUAGUGUUUGUGUACGACACACAGUGCUGCAUGUCUGAGGAAGAUGACCCGAUAGAUGCUGUGCUCUACUUCCAUCCCGGCUGGGUGUCGGAUGCUCAGCGGCAUGCACUUGCGGGACAAGUGGUGGGCACAGCACAUUGCGUCAAGUCACUGUUCUCGCAGCCGGUUGCUAUCACGCUGCAGAGUGGAAAAUUCAUCAUCAGAGAAUAUGGCAGGUAUAUCCUGGCCAUAGGCAGCGACCGCAACAUUCCGGACUGGGUGCUAAAAAACAGAGCGAACCUCCUCACAUCCAUGAUCUCCGUGUACCACGGCGACCUGGAGUGCCUCGCAACGCAGAUGGAGGACCCGAAGCGACUCGCCGAGAAGCUGUACCAGAUAUUCGAGACCUAUCUCCCGGUACUGCAAUAUGGUUGCCAUAUUUUCCAGAGGGUACCUAUGCUCACGCUACCGAAGAGUGCUACGUCGGUUUACAUGGAGUCCAUGCAGAUCCUGGAGCAUUGCCGCAAAAGCAAAGGCGUUUUGGGCGGCGUCAUUCUGUACAAUAACAAGAUCAUAUCGACCCAACUGCCCCCUAGCCUGACGUCUUACCUGACCGUCGUGGACCCGUACAGGAUAAAAUCCCCAGCUUUCCCCCUAGCUGAGGCCCCGCCAUUACCAUUAGGGGCACAGUUGUUGGUCGUCUACAUAGCCAGGAAUGCUUACCAUAGACUGAAGAAAGAGGCGACCAUGCAGCAGGAAUUCCACGAGCGAGGGGAGGAAAUUAUUGCCAAGUUGAAAAAGAAUCAAGAAGCGGAGCGCGAGAAACCGCGAGAAUUUCCCCAAGGCGGCAUGAAGAGGGACAAAUCCCUCCUCUUCACCGCCGUACCAGAGGAAGACCACAACAUGAUCUCCCCCCCUAACCGGGAGGAGCCGAACCAGGAGCGGAAGCCCCCCACCAUGCCCGACGUCGUCCCAUUCACAAACAAACCGCGCCAAAGACCAAACAAACUAUCACUCAGCUUCAAAAACCAAAAAUCCUUAGACGAAGACCCGAAAGACGAAAAAGUCUUCACAGGGCAGACCAGCGUUUGCUCCACACCAAUGGUUGAAUACAAAAGACUACACGGAAACAUACUAUCUAUAUGUCAAAACCCUGAUGCACAUGAGAAACAGGAGACCGAACCUGACGUCCUGAAGAACAUAGAAGAUGCCAAAAUCAAUUUGGAGAACGAGAAACGCGACAAUAAAAUCGUACUAGACAUGAACUGCAUCGCCGACCACUACAUCAAUAAACCCGAACCAAUGAGAAAGCUGGCGAGCGUCACAGACCUACAGGACUCUAUAAAGAGGAAUUUAAACAGAGCCACGUCGAAAUUCAAGUUAAAAAAAUUCAUAGCAGAUUUAAACGAUGACACGUCGCCAGCAGAACAAAAACCAUUCAGUUCUAUGACUAUAAAUGACCCUCUGUUCCCAGUAUUUAGGAAUGACGGUGUGGCGAUAUCAGAGUCUUUAUUUAAUCAAUAUUUAGAGCAGCAUUAUACGAGAAUGCACGAAGAAUCGAAAGGGGACAAUAUGUUUACGUUUAAUAAGAAAAUUUGCGAGCAAGAGAAGUUUGAAGACUUCGAUUCGGAGUUGAAUAAGUCUCCGCAACGUACGCCAAAGAAAAUACCAAAAGAUUCGACGAAAACCAUACCAACAGACCAAUCUAGAAGGAAGUCGUUGUCUUUGCCUUUGAAAUCCUUGUCAGAAAGUUCCGACUCUCAAAUUGGUUCGGAUUCUGAAGGGACCAGUUUUAAAAAGAAGUUGACUGGAGUGCAGCUGACCCCGUUAAUGGAAAAGCUGAGUCAUCUGGCGUUUUCUGACAAGUCUAGUGGGUACAGCAGUAGGGUGAUGACGCCGUUGGAGCUCAGGGAGUUUUUGACACCCGCCGCGGAGCGACAAGUAACAUUUUCUGACAGACCAAAACCCCAACGCCAAGAAUCCGACAGCGAUUCUGAUAGCGAAGAUCUAGAUCUCCUUCCAGAAUACAGCAAACACGCGGAGAAAUGUGCGCUAUUCGUCAGCGGACUGCACAAUAUGGCGUUGCUAGUCCUACUCGAUAUAGAAGCCGCGUUGGAUGCCGAAAUCAUCAACUCUUUAUGGGAAACGUCCCUAAAUACCCUGGGGCCAAUCGAACAAAAAUGCAUGGAGCCGCUGAGCGCGGGCGACGAGGUGACGGACUACAGCUACCUGGCGCUGGACCCGGACUGGGGCACGGUCAAGAAGGGGGGGCCGUGGCCCGCGCUAGACAUAGCCACCAUGGGCUUCAUUCACAACGAGUUUGCGGAGGACCCAGAGUUGACAGAAUUGAUUUUGAGGAGCGAGUCGAGCGUGGUGGUGGGCAACAGCUGCGGCGGCGCGCAGGUGCUGUACGCGGAGCGCGGCGCGCGCGGCGCGGGGCCGCCCGCGCCCGGCGACGCGCUCGCGGCCGCGCCGCUGCGAGCGCGGCGUCGCCUCGCGCGCGACCACGCCAUCCUGCUGCUCUAGGCCGCGCGGGGCCGCUACAUUUUCUAAGUAAAGUGGAAAAGUUCGGAAAUCGAAAUCGGUUAAAACCAGUACAAUUUCUCUGCGAAAGCGGACCAUGUUUAAACGGGGUUCUUAACCAUAUGCAUACCAAAAUUUAUCAAAAUCGGUUCAGCUGUGAAAGCGGUACAGACAUUCACAUUUAUUCUAAAAUGCUCGCGUACACUAGUUUUUCUUGGUCUCGUGGUGAGAAAUCUAAGUUAAAUGAAAAAUUAUUUAAAGCCAUGAAUUAUGUUGAUCCCUCGCAACAUAAGAGACCCACUAUAAAAGAUUGUGAGAAACCCAAUUCGAGAAUUAAUGUUCUUCGAACUGAUUUAAAAUAUAUAUUAUAAUUAUAGCUUCAGGCCGUCGGCUUUUUGGUCGGAAAAUCAAGGAUGGAGGACGGAAAAUGAUGUGUCGUAUAAUAUUUGUAUUAACUGUUAUAUGGACUGUUAAGAAAGUAAGGUAUAAUACAAUGUGUAAUGUAAAGCAUUAUAUUGAUACCGGUAACUUAUGACGUUAAUAAAGACACGUGUCGUCAACGACUGUCCCACUUACCGCGGACUCUAAGAUAUUGUCUAUGGCAGGAUGAAACAUUAAAAUCUUAUUAUGCAUUGGUGAUAUUUAUUCAAAUGUACAAUCAAAUGUUGAAUCCACGAUGAUUUAAUCUUUUAAAUAAGUGUCAUUAGUGGUUAGGCUGCGAAAAGUUCUUAUCGUAUUUCAGCUAGUUAACACACAUUUAUUGAAGUGAUUUUUAUUGUAAUAAUUGCCAAAUCACUUUCUAUAUUUUACCAUUCUAAUCUGUCGGAUGGCCCCAGUUAGCUCUAUCCAAUACUGUGAAACACAAUUUUUUGUAUGUUACUUUUAGACUAUCUAAUACUUAUUAGGAAGCGGUUAAACAGGCUUAAAUGUGCUAAAAUAUUGAUUUAUAGUGUAUAUUUCAAUAAAAAGACGAAGAUAUGCAAACUUUCAAGUACCUAAACAAACGCAUUAUAGGACAUAAUAAGUAUCUUUUGAGUGGAUUAUUUCAAUAUUUUAUAAGAAUAGUAAUAUACGCAUAUGUAG
Molecule: messenger RNA, 3776 nt
Organism: Plodia interpunctella (Indianmeal moth)
Lineage: Eukaryota; Metazoa; Arthropoda; Insecta; Lepidoptera; Pyralidae
Gene: HPS4
Product: Hermansky-Pudlak Syndrome 4
Exons: 10
Coding region: 174-2696 (840 amino acids)
Biological process (GO): protein targeting; melanosome assembly; vesicle-mediated transport
Cellular component (GO): lysosomal membrane; cytoplasmic vesicle; BLOC-3 complex
Molecular function (GO): guanyl-nucleotide exchange factor activity; small GTPase binding
Source: RefSeq, a predicted model, not a curated record